AUUGCUUUAAAGUUUUCUUUUUGACUUUUUUUUUCAAUUUGUGUUUUUUGUUUGUUUGUUUGUUUUCGUUGAAGGAAUACCCGUUUAAAAAUGAAUCCAAAUCGGUUAAGAUUAACCACCAAACAAUUAUCAUCAUCGACAACCACAAUAACCUUGGCCAUGAUAAUGUUAAUAUUAAUAAUGAAUCAAAUUCAACCAAAUUAUGCUGGACCAUUAGCUGAAAUGCAAGCAUUUCGUUUAGGACAAAGUCUUACACGUCAACCGAUUACUAUUUGGCGUCGUGUAUUCUAUCCGUUUCCGGUAAAUGUUGUUGAAAAAAAAUAUGUUCCGGUAAAGAUACCGAUACCUGUUUAUGUAAAACCACCACCAACGCCAUCAUAUCAACCAUCAUCAUCGUAUUUAUCAUAUGCAACAUAUCCAUAUUAUAAUAGUAAAACUUAUUCUUCGCAAUUAAAUCAACAAUAUCAAGAUCAACAAUAUCAAUCAUCAAAUCAAUCACCACGAUAUUAUUAUCAAACACCAAUUUUAACUGCAACAAAUAAUUAUCAAAGUUAUUAUUAUUAAUGAAAUGAAAUGAAAAUGAAACGAAACAAAUUCUGGACAUACAAAAAUGGUAAUCUGU
Dermatophagoides pteronyssinus (European house dust mite) is the source of this 622-nucleotide messenger RNA. RefSeq lists its product as uncharacterized. Lineage: Eukaryota; Metazoa; Arthropoda; Arachnida; Sarcoptiformes; Pyroglyphidae. The record is from RefSeq and is a predicted model, not a curated record.